GAAUAAUUAUUUUUUAAAUUUCUCUUUUCUUGGGUCCAAUAGCAGUGCCAAAAAAAGGGAAAGCCUCCUCCUCCGCCGCCGCCGCCGGCCCCAAACCCAUGGCCCCGAAGCGCCGCAACCCGCCGCUCCCCGCCUCCUCCUCUUCCUCCUCUGAGGAAGACACCUCCUCCGGCGACGAAGAAGUGGAGCAGCACCCCGCCAAGAACCCUCCAGCCCCGGCGCCGGCGCCGGCGCACCAAGAAAGUGAAGGAUCCGACGAGGAGGAGGAGGACAGCGAUGAGGUUGGGUCGUCCGACGAGCUGUCGGAGAAUAGUGUGCCCAUCGAGCGUCAACCACCUCAAGGAGGGGAGGGCUCCGACGACGACGAGGAACAAAUGAAGCAGCGCCCCACCAAAAAAUCUCCAACUCCGGCGCCGGCGCGCCUAGAAAGCGACGGCUCCGAUGGCGACGGCGAGGACGAGGACAGCGAUGCCGUCGAAUCGUCCGACGACACUGGGGAGAAUGAGGUGCUCACCAAGCGUCUCCCUCAGCCGCCGCCGCCGCGAGGAAAUGAUGACCACGACGACGAAGAAGAGUCCGAGUCUGAGGGGAAUGUGCCAUCGCCCGAGCUCGCCGAGAAGUCCAAGCUGAAGAGGAAGGCGCCGGCGACCGAGCUCGCCGAGAAGUCCAAGCUGAAGAGGAAGGCGCCGGCGGCUGAGCUCGCCAAGUCGCCCCCGCCGAAGAGGAAGCCGGCGGCGGCCGAGCUCACCAAGUCGCCCCCGCCGAAGAAGGCUGCGGCUGCGGCAACCUCGGAGGUCACCAAGUCGCUCCCGCCUAAGAAGGCUGCAGCUGCGGCAACGACGGAGGUCGCCAAGUCGCCUGGGCCUAAGGGGCAGGCAGACGCGGCGAUGGAGGUCGAGUACAACGCGAAGAAGCACUUGGAGGAGAAGAGCGCGUUGUACUGGUACCUCUGGAAGGAGGUGCUGGCUCUGGAGGCAGAGCAUCCUGGCAUGUUAUUCAAGUGGGCCUUCCUCAAGAUGGCCGAUGCCAAGGCCAGCAGGUUGAACACCAAGAUCAAGAAGCAGAGGGUAGCUGAGAUCAAUCAGCAUUUACGGAGGAGGGACAUCCAGAAGGAGGUGACCAGGGUGCUGGUCAACUUGAUGAAGUGAUCGCAGGCUUGGAGCAAGCUGCAGAGUUGUGCGAUGUUUUGGUGUCGAAGAUGUCAGAAAGAUUGCACUUGGUUCUUUUGUGUGAUUAUGCCUCGGCGUUCUCUCAUUUUGGUCCAGGCUGGGCAUGCCUGAACAGCUGAAGUAAAGAUCUGAUGAUCUGGGUCUCGUAAGACUAGGCCUCUACUCUACCUCAUUUAUAUAGAUAGUAAUAGCGUAUAUUUUGCUGGACUCCCAAGGAAAGGGUUAUCUAGUGCUCAUGUAGAACUGAUGGCAGAUUAAGUGAUUCCUGUUACCUGCUAAUUCUGCUUUUUAAGGGACAUGAAUCAAAGCAUUCUGUGACUCGUGGAGACAUGGUUGCUUUUUUUUUUA
This is a messenger RNA of Phragmites australis (common reed), 1517 nucleotides long. RefSeq names its product nucleolin 2-like. NCBI's taxonomy places the organism in Eukaryota, Viridiplantae, Streptophyta, Magnoliopsida, Poales, Poaceae. The transcript has 2 exons. The coding region runs from base 99 to 1148 and encodes 349 amino acids. The record is from RefSeq and is a predicted model, not a curated record.